AACACAUUUUCAUGGGCUUGUUAUGGAAGCAGGUUAUGUAGCUGUUCCCAAGCAGAGUAUGUGUUUUGAACAGACUGAUAAUUAAACAUUCACCAUGAAACUCAAUGGUACACUGAGUGAAGACCAGGUAGGCGAUACAUCUAAUAAUUUUCUGAAAAUGGAAUCAGCUUGCUCGCAUGAAAACUGUGAUAAUAGAUACAUUUCUGAUAAAAUGUUUGAAUUCUGUUUUCCAGAUUGAUAUUCUCUCCAUUGAGUACUUAGUGUUACUAACUCCCAGUGUGAUUGGGAGUUUUUCUGUUCUGGUGGUUUCUCUACUGAGAUGGAAGUAUCUAAAUGAACAGGUGCACCUGCUGGUGCAGCUUGCCCUGGCAGACCUCCUGGCUGCUGCCAUCGUGAUGUACACCAGUGCCAUGAACAAAGUUAGCACUGACAAGAGUGUAUUCAUUUGUCAAUACAGCCUACCGCUGUCACUGACAUUUUAUUUCAUUUCAUUUCUGCUGGUGGUUGUUUACGCAUGGAAGUCAAAGAGUGCAAUCCAAGGGUGGAGAGCAAGACCCACAGAGGAUGAGGGUGGACAGAGUCAGCGUAGAAUGAAAAUAUUCACUAUACCGGUGUACGCCUUCAUGUGGUUGAUCCCCAUUGCUGUAUAUUUAGCAUAUGUGCUAACUCGGGUCACAAAACCUGCUGAGCUGAUCCCAGAAUCUGACCCAUUAGACAAGAGGCUCAUCCGUAAUUAUAGCAAAUACUGCAACAGCUGUAUUUUGUUCUUGCACAUCUGGAGCGAUUCCUGCUCUGAUGCUGAGGGAGUCCAUGACAUUUUAAUCAGACUUUUUCUUUUCCUUGUUGUCAUACCAGUGAUGUUUUCUUGCUCUUUCAUUUACUAUAAGGUUAGUAAAUGGUAUGAAACACAUGAGCAGGGGGGACUUUUUCCUGUGGAGGGAGAUGGACGUUCAAGAAGGAGAUUCAAAAGAGUGUUUUCUACAGCAAGAAAUAUGAUCAUGGUUAUCUUUUUCUGCUGGGCACCAGCACUUGUCCUCAUUCUGUUGUCUAACCUGCUGAUCUGGACAAAUAUUCAACAAAGCAGCUUAUUUGGCCUUUAUGUAAUACAGGCUGCUUGUGUGUCCCUGCAAGGCUUCCUGAACAGCAUGGUUUAUGCCUGGAGACGGCCCAACUUCAGGGAGGCCGUUCUUGGGGAGAAUACACCGCUGGUGGCACGCAGCAGCCUGGCCUUCUUUGAGGAAUCACUGAGAAGCUCGUCUUGAUUUUUGACACUGAACAUAUUGAAAGACAUUGUUCUACUGCUGCACACUGGCCUGAGGAAGAAUUCACUGCAUGCCUGCCAUAAACGGCAUUUAUGAUGCAGGCACGCUUCAUGAUUUCAUGGCAAUCUAGACUGAAACAUAAUGUUAUCAUUGGUGGACUGAGUGUGAAAGGUAACUGAAGAAAAACAUAAAAGACACACAAACUCUUUAAAGAAGAACAGACUGAUGCAGUGCUUUUUGUUGCAGCCGCUGCUUUUUUUCAUGCACACAGCAAAAAGUCAUAACACAUGUAGCACAUGGAAGCAUAGUUUUUUUUAGCAUAAGUGGUGACAAAAAUGACCCCCCGUAUACAGUGUAGAGUUGUGGUCUCAGAUUAUAUUUGUUAUUAAUGUACUGUUUUAUCAAAAUUUUUGUCACAUAUAUUUAUAUUCUUUGAUAAAUCUUAUUGUUCAUCUUAUUGUUUUAUUAUUGACUUGUUGUGUAAUAGUCUCUCAGUACUCUGUAGUUAAGGACAAGAAUGAUGAAAAACCUGUCAGGGCUGUGCACUUUGCAGUCAUCAUUUCACCUGCAUUUCAGCAGCCACCUGUCACGGGUCAUGACAUAACCGUUCAGUCUAGGGAACAUUUAUGUGCUGAAACAGUGAGGAAUGCUGAGUCGCUACAGACAAGUGAAAGAACAGCAUUCUGCUUUGUCAUGCCUGUGCGCAACCACAUCUCUUUGCGUAUCUCAUAAAAAGUGACACGUGAUUAUGCAGCACACGAGGCGUCUGCUGUGUUGUGGUUCACACACAGGCACGAGCAAAGUUGAGUACACUUUCAUGUUAUAGUAUUCUGAACUCCGUGCUACAGCUCAUGUGUCUGUUUCUGAGUUGAACUCCGUGUUAAUGGUUGACAGACUACAGGUCAGGCUGCUGCUGCUUACAUAAAAGCUCACCUGACUCUUUAAUCUACUCUUUUUAUCAACUGAAACGUAAUCUCGAAGUUCAGUUGUGACUGUGCACAGUUCCUUUACAGUCACCUACACAUGGGACUCAUGCAUACAAUAAACCAUUGCAACAAGCCCGGAGCUGCACUGCGUAAUCAGACAGGAAUAAAAGAGACAAAGAUAUGAGACAAAGAUUUUUGUUGCAUUCUGCAGAGCUCAGUCUGUCUCCAUUGUGAAUUCAGUUGAGGAAAGAGUAACAAAAAGCUUUGUAUGAUGAUAAGCUGAGCUUUGUCACAGAUCCACAUUGUUAUAGAAAACCAUGCAGUCUGCAUCACCUGUACCAAAUGAACUAAUAUUAAUUUCCUCAGAGCGAUCUAUUAUCUGACGUGCUUCAGAUAUCCUGCCUAUUCAUGGAUAUGGUGAUAAAAAUAAUGACUACGUACUUCAGUGAAACUGAAAAAGCUGCCAUUCUCGGGGAAUAUAGAAUACCUGGGAAAGACAGAGAUUUUAUUGUUCUCGAUCCUUCCAGUAAUAAUUAUGAUAAUUGAGUGAUCCAUUGAGUGAUCCAUUGACACUGUUCAUCAGCUGUUUGGUCAUAUUUUCAUCAAGUCCAUGACAGGACUCACUGGCACAAACAACAGCCAUAAUGUAGCCAAGGCUGCAUGUUCAUGUGUUUGUCUGUGUGCAUGCAUAGCUGCUCCGUUAAUUAUCUGCCCAGUGACUUUUCUGAAUGUGGUGAAUGAAACCCAGAGACUUGCUGACUAAACCACAAGGCUGUGGCUUACAGAUGACUGCACCAGAGUUAUCUACACUGAUCCCAAAGCUGUGCACAUGUGAGGAAAGUAAAAAAUACAUUUGGGAGAUUUUUUUUUUUAAAAAAAGAAAAAAAGCUUCUAUGUUGUUUGAUAACAGUAUAUAAACAUUUUUCACAUAAGAACAUUUUUUUCAUCCUAACUGACUUUGGUCCCCCAGAUACAACAUGUUAAAGCCGUCUGUCGAAGUUGCUUUGUGCUUAUGAGUUUAAAAAAACCUCAGGUUUUCAUGGUCAUUACUGGCAUUCACACUGUUCCUUCUCUGAUUAAAUUUCUUUGCACUGGC
Scatophagus argus is the source of this 3284-nucleotide messenger RNA. RefSeq lists its product as uncharacterized. Bases 177 to 1262 code for a protein of 361 amino acids. Lineage: Eukaryota; Metazoa; Chordata; Actinopteri; Scatophagidae. Gene Ontology annotation, cellular component: plasma membrane. The record is from RefSeq and is a predicted model, not a curated record. The transcript has 11 exons. Gene Ontology annotation, biological process: adenylate cyclase-activating G protein-coupled receptor signaling pathway. Gene Ontology annotation, molecular function: G protein-coupled receptor activity.